UCCUCCUCCUCCUCCUCCUCCUCCUCUUCCGGUUUAGCUGUCCGAGGCACCGCCUAUGUGCUCUGCAGGCGGAAUGUCUGUAUCCGAGCCAUUCGGGUCCUUCCCCUAUCUUCAGAUGGCGAGUUAAAAGGAUGGCGGCGCCCGAAGCCGUGGCUCUUGCUGUUGCCCUGAGGUGAACUGAGGCCGGGAGUCCCGCGUCAUGUCGAAGCUGAACCGGGCCACUCGGGCUCUCAGGAAGCCCGAGGCUGGUGGCGUCAUCCGGACCAUCGUGCGGGCAGGCCAGGCCAUGUCUGGGCCCCCUCUAGGCCCCAUCCUGGGUCAGAGAGGCGUUUCCAUCAACCAGUUCUGCAAAGAGUUCAACGAGAAGACAAAGGACAUCAAAGAAGGCAUUCCUUUGCCCACCAAGAUUUAUGUGAAGCCUGACAGGACAUUUGAGAUCAAGAUCGGACAACCCACUGUUUCCUACUUCCUGAAAGCAGCUGCUGGGAUUGAGAAGGGGGCCCGGCAGACAGGGAAGGAGGUGGCAGGCCUGGUGACCUUGAAGCAUGUGUAUGAGAUUGCCCGAGUUAAAGCUCAGGACGACGCCUUCGCCCUGCAGGAUGUGCCCCUGUCCUCUGUUGUUCGCUCCAUCAUUGGCUCUGCCCGUUCCCUGGGCAUUCGUGUGGUGAAGGAGUGCGUGUCCCGGGAAGCCUCAGUUCAGAAGAGUUGGCAGCUUUCCAGAAGGAGCGAGCCGCAUUCCUGGCUGCCCAGAAAGAGGCAGAUUUGGCAGCCCAGGCGGAAGCUGCCAAGAAGUGACCCCUGUCUCCUACCCUCCAGGAUUUUGAAGGGAACAGCUGGAAUGGAGGCCAGUUGGAAAAGCUGUGCCAAAGGGGAGGCAGGGAGGUGACACCAAUCUGAUUGUUAUUUCCCUGACUUUAAAUUAUAUAUUUUUUAUGUAUGACAGUAUCAAGGGCUCAAGCCUAAAUAAACAUCCUGUGUCACCCA
Messenger RNA from Prionailurus viverrinus (fishing cat), 984 nucleotides. It is a transcript of the gene MRPL11, whose product is annotated as mitochondrial ribosomal protein L11. The transcript is spliced from 6 exons. Gene Ontology annotation, molecular function: large ribosomal subunit rRNA binding; structural constituent of ribosome. The coding region runs from base 200 to 886 and encodes 228 amino acids. Lineage: Eukaryota; Metazoa; Chordata; Mammalia; Carnivora; Felidae. The record is from RefSeq and is a predicted model, not a curated record. Gene Ontology annotation, cellular component: ribosome; mitochondrial large ribosomal subunit. Gene Ontology annotation, biological process: translation.